Fusarium oxysporum Fo47 is the source of this 5676-nucleotide messenger RNA. RefSeq names its product Helitron helicase-like domain at N-terminus-domain-containing protein. The transcript has 5 exons. Bases 1 to 5676 code for a protein of 1891 amino acids. The record is from RefSeq and is a predicted model, not a curated record. Gene Ontology annotation, molecular function: DNA helicase activity. Lineage: Eukaryota; Fungi; Ascomycota; Sordariomycetes; Hypocreales; Nectriaceae. Gene Ontology annotation, biological process: DNA repair; telomere maintenance.
AUGGAGACGGAGAGUCUGUCCGAUCUGUUCCGUCGCCUAGAUGCGCGGAAUCGCGAGAAUGUGGCACUCGCCGGCCUGGGGAUCCGUACAUCGGCAGAUAUCUUCGAGGCUAUACAGAGCCAGUAUGAGCACUCUAGGAGCCAAAGAAAUGCGGCAUAUGGAGGGUCGGUUGUUAGUCCGGCACUGGUAGAUCUGGGCAUUCGGACGUCAGCCGACAUUCUAGAGGCGUUGAACGGGGAGAACGGCCAGAAAAGUGGUGAUAUGAGUUCUCGCCGACGCCAUCGUCUUCAUCGGAAACCGGGGAUCAUGUCAUCAGGCCAGGGCCAAGUCGUUGACAGCGCGGAAGGUACGGUAGAGAAUGGGCCUCAAGAAGAACCAAGGCAUCGGAGUGAACUGAAGAGGUCCGGCCCUCGUAGCGACGACGGGCAGCUACCACACAAACGUCCCAGAACUGUGGAGCGCCAGGAGAGGAGCGAGAGUGAGCAGGUACAAGACCUCGCCAACGUGCUGGGUGUGUUGGAGGAAGACUUUGCAGAAAAGGAGCGGCUAUCUGACGACCAGACAUGGUGUACGCCUGUGAGCCACGAGAGAAAGGCGAAGACGGUCGAGGAGUUCUACAAAGCGUUCCACGACAUGAGAACGCUGCCGGUCCUCACCUGUAUGUUCUGUUAUCGUAAGCAUAGCAGAGCUGAGUUGCAGUAUGUUGACUGGGACUGGUGGGUGGCAAAUGCCAUCGAAAAGCGCGACGGCUCACCUUUCAAGUGCGUUCAGUGCUUCCCUGUAGGACAGAAGAUUCUCGGGUGCGCAGACUGCGUGGGAUACCUGGGGAGAGUUGCGUUAUCGGCAGCAGCGCGGCUGCACGCGCAGUUGGGAUGCGAGCACAUGUUUCCUGACGAGCUGAAGGAUCUCACGCUGGUCGAGGAGAAGCUGAUUGCGCUGAACUCGUGCUACGGCUUUAUCACCAAGCACAGCGUCUCAGAUGGACACAGACAAGGCGCGACCUACCCGAGACAUGUGAAGGGACAUAUCACGGUAUUCCCAAACAACGUGCAGGAGCUAGCAACGAAUGUCCUCCCACAUCCGCUCUUGAAGGUCAUGGAUGAUGUCCAUAUAUCAUGGCAGGGGCAGGAGAAACCAGCGCCGAGUGACCUGUCAACGUUACUAUCGGUGCGACGUAACGCCGUCGAGAAGGCAUUGCUGUGGCUCAAAAGGCACAAUCCGUUGUAUGCCGACAUCGAAAUUGACGAGGCGGAAUUGGAUAGUUGGGAUGCGCCGUCACACGGAGUGCCUUCCCAAGUUUUUGAUCGACUGGAACGGAAUGAGCCUUCGGCAAGGGAGAAGAUGCAGACGGCGCACAUUGUCCCACCCACAGAGCGCGAUAUCGACGAUCAUGAACCGGUAGAUAUCCAAGAGAUCAUGGCAUCGUUAGCCGAGGGCCUAAGCACAUCAGGAGAACCAGAAGUUGAUGGCUUCGCCUCUGGUGAGGAUGGUGACGAUUGGGUCGGUAAUAACAGAGAUCGAGUGGACGAAACCGAAUCAUCCGGCAUGUUCAACUUGGACGGGCGCCCAGACAUCCCAGAUGCGGAGAAGCUACGGUAUCUCGUCAAGUCCAUGGGUGAGGUGGGGCCCGGGGAGCAUACACACGGAAGUACCUGGAAAGGGUCAGCCAAGGUGAGGCACGGGGGCGCCGUCGAGCCUUACAUCGUAGUUUCCCGUGGUGAAGUCUUUGCAGAUUCCUUUGACACCAGGUUUCUAGCCAAAACAUUUCCCAGCUUGUUCCCGCUGGGAAAAGGCGGUCCCCGGCAGGCCGAAGAGCACUCCAAGGAUGCGACAGGGCAAGUACAUCCUAUUUUCGAGCUGGAAACCGCUGCGCAACACCUCGUAUCGUCCCGGAACAUGAGCUUGGAGGCUUGGGUGAAAAUGGUGAUCCAGCGACACGGCGGCCGCUUUGCAACGCAUCCUGUCUUUCCCUUUCUCGUUUUCAAUAUAGGGGUGCGGUCUAGAAACCGCCGCGUGAGCAUGGCAAGCAUGCGGAGGAGUGAUUUCCCGGACGUAGAACGUACCAUCCAAGACUUGACCGCGUCAAGGCUUGAGAAGGCGAGGGGAGAGCUAGAAGCUUGCGGUAAGACUGCCGAUCCAGACGUCAACCGGCUGCUGAGGAACCUGUCACUUUACGGCUACCGUCAGCCGAUGUCAAGGGAGAGCCGGCUGACGAUGCGGCGGAAGAUCAAGUCCCUCAUAAUUCGGUACGGCAUCCCCGCCAUCUGGUUCACGCUCAACCCAAACGAUAUCACGAACCCGAUAAAGCUCAAGCUGGCUGCAUACCGUACCCGCGAGACAGGCGGAGCCGAGGAAUAUCUAAAAAGUCUUGAUCAGGCGUACAAGAGGGCUCGACUCGCGAUAUCGGAUCCCCUCAGCUCGGCAAUCUUCUUCCAGUACUACGUGAUGGUUGGGAAGGAUUCGGUAUUCGGGCGGGUCAGCCAGUACUAUGGGGCAGUAGAGACCAAUGAAAGGGGCGCGCUCCACCUCCACGGCCUCCUCUGGCUGCAGGGUAAUAUGUAUCUGAGUUCCCUUCUCAGCGACGUUCAAGGAGAGGAGCAAGCGGCAUAUCGGCAGCGAGUGACCGAGUAUGUUGACAGUGUCUUUACGGAGGAUCUCGAUGAGGAGUCUUUCGCGAGAGUACGGGCUAUUGCGGCUUCGACGCAGCCACAGCCUGGUGAACCGAUGGAACAAGGUAAUGACAGUGGGGCUGCGACACAACCACGAUAUAUCCUUCAUUGUGACAAAAUAAUCUUCACGGAACGGGCGUUGUCGCAGGUCGAGGUGUUGGCCCAUUUUCAGGGAUACGAGACAGAACUUACAAACAGCACCGCCUGGACGUUUCUGAACGUCUGCACUCUCUACUGGCACAUCUUCCGGCGAUGGCCCCUCCUGCGCCGUGCGGCCGGCGAGGGCGAGCUGGACGAGUCGAUCGGGGAGACGGUGCUGCUGGGAAAAGCCAGACAGAGGAUCUCGCUGUUGCAAGCUUACCCGUACCGCGGUCAGCGACUGGAAGGGUUAGCUUUUUACGACUAUAUGUCGGUCGUCAAAUUGAAGCGGAAGGGGGGAUGCGUCCGCUCGGGUGAAGUGGAACUAGACAGGGCCUGGCCGUUGUCGGCAUCGUGGAUCCAGAUACUGCGGCAUCCAAACCAGCUUGCGGCGGUCUGCUUAGAUGGCUAUUUAGGCAUGGAUUUUACGGAGGAGGAUGAUUCCUACUACAGGAGAGCGCUGACAAUUGUCAUGACCGGUUUUAGAGCAGCGGUACAACACCUUGGCCUCUUCAUUCCUUGGCAUGCUUUCCUGUGCGAGUCAUCUGGCGAGAUAAACAGGAUUUGGGAGACACAGAAGACAUGCCUCUCCAAGCGCAUGACGUGGCUAGCGGACAACAUCCAGUUGCUGCGGCGAUCGGCCGAGGACGUGGCGCGGGAUGCCAGGCAGUGGGCGGCAUUGUCCGGCGAAGGAGAUCCCACUGCCGACGCAGUCGGAUCAGGCAGUACGGAAGGGCACGACGCACAGGGCGUAGAGCACCGGCCUGGUGGUGUCGGUUUGGCGACCCGCCUGAUAGACGUGCUAAGGAAUGCGAUGACGAGAAAAGAGAUCACAGCCGGCUCAAAAGAGAUCUCUUGUAUGGUUGAGCAAAUGUACCGCUUCCAAGCGACUGCCCUCAACUCCACCGACGACCUUCGCGCUACGGUCAUCCCUGAUCAUGGUGCGCACAUCCUAGGAGGUUCAAUCUCGUGGGCAGAGAUCCCCCGGCAGGAGCAGCUGAGAUCCAUCAAGUCGCAGCAAAACGGUCUCUCCCGCGAACGGGAGAAGAUGAUCCAGGGACUGCAGAAUCAGUUGGGCGGCACAGCAGCCGCUGACGGAGUCGCGGCGCACAGCGGAUCCGACAGGCCUGGCCAGCAAGACGAUCCUACCACGCAUGCCGAUCAAAGGGGCCCAUCGACGGGCGUUAUGUUCGGCUCAUCCACAUCCUUUUGCGAGACCGGAAGGCAAGUGGCCGAGUCCUUCACACUCAACCAAAGACAAAGCAUAGCGUUGCAGUUGAUAUGUCGCCAACUUGACCGAAUGCGGCGCGACGACAACGAACCCCCCCAACUCUGCCAAUUCAUUGGAGGCGAGGGAGGCACCGGCAAGUCUCGCGUUAUCGCUGCCAUCGCGGAAUUGUUCGUUCGUACGGGGCAAUCCCAUCGCCUGCUAUUGACGGCGACGUCCGGCACAGCGGCCGCGAACAUCAAUGAAAUCACCAUCCAUUCCGCUUGCAGAUUCUCUAAAGACACAGUCGCGAGAGUAGGCCGCGCCGGUGACCCAGACGGCUUCGCAUCGUCUGGCUCGGCAGCUCUCCGCAUCGACGGGCAGACCAAGAUGGACUGGCAGGAGAAACAGGUCUUGGUCAUAGACGAAGUCAGCAUGCUGGGCGCUCGGACGCUGCACGGCGCCAACGAACAGCUCUGCAGAUUGAGAGAGUCUGCUCGAGACUUCGGUGGGAUUCCGAUAGUCAUCUUUUGCGGAGACUUCCAUCAGUUCCGUCCCGUGCAGGAGCGAUCGAUCCUCCUCCCCAGCGCCUCCACUACCUGGGAAGGAGAUAAUGGCUUCGGCAUAGAACAGAGGCGGCAGCAUGACACGGCUCACGCCCUGUGGAGGAAGUUCACCACAGUGGUGCUUCUAGAUGAGCAAGUCCGUGCCGCGCAAGAUCCGCGACUACGUGGGCUCCUGACACGCAUUCGGAAAGGGGUACAAGACCAGUCGGACGUAGAGUACCUAAACAGCCACUGUUAUCAAGAAGGCAGACGGAUCCCGUGGGAGUCAGGCAUCACAGUGGUGACACCGCUCAAUAGAAACCGCUGGAACCUGAACAUCGAAGCAACGCUUGCCUUUCGCAAGCAAUGGCAGCGGCAGGUUCGGAUAUUCGUCUCCGAGCAUAGAUGGAAGGGCAAUGAGCCGACGGAGGAAGAAGCCAUCAUGAUGUUGGGUCAGGGCGACGACAGCACCAUCCCCGUGCCGGCCGUCUUCAUGUUCGUCCCGGGCAUGCCCGUCGUCGUCAACCAUAACACGCACCAGGGCCUCAAGCUCGUCAACGGGGCCAGCUAUACGGCUUUGGAAGUCAUCGUCGACAAGACAUUUCCCGGAUACCGGGUCUCGGCCAAUACGAUACUCCACUUUGGGCCCCCGGCGGGGAUCCUGCUCACGGCGGAAACGACUAGGGACUUCCACUUCGUCGGCAUGCCGCCCGGGACAAUACUGCUGACGCCGAUGAGCAUAAAGAUAGAAUGCCAGCGGAAACGUCCAUGGCAGCGGCAUGACGUCACCCGGAAAGGCCUGCCGUGCACUCCAGCGUUUGCAUGCACCGACUACAAAGUCCAAGGGAGAACGCUGAGGCGGGUGGCGUUGGAACUGCGCGGAACCAGGACGACGAAUAUCGAUGGUAAGAUGGUGCCAAGCCAGUGCGACCCAUACAGUCUAUACGUGCAGCUGUCGCGCUGCCCGUCGCUCGACGGCGUCAUGCUAGUAUCGAAGGCACGUGAGACGGACCUCGUCGGGAAUAAAAUCCCUGCUGACAUGGCAGCUGCGGAGGCUCGGCUCGAACUGCUAAGCCGGGUGACUGUAGAGAAAGCCCAGAGCUGGCUGGAUGGGUAG